Pisolithus orientalis is the source of this 812-nucleotide messenger RNA. RefSeq lists its product as uncharacterized. The transcript is spliced from 2 exons. NCBI's taxonomy places the organism in Eukaryota, Fungi, Basidiomycota, Agaricomycetes, Boletales, Pisolithaceae. The coding region runs from base 171 to 755 and encodes 194 amino acids. The record is from RefSeq and is a predicted model, not a curated record.
CUUUCGUAUGGAUCGGGGGUGGUUUAUUCUGGCUGGAUAUCAUCGUUCAGAGUGUCCGGCAUGCUGAGUGUAAGCACUCUCUCGAAUCUGAAAACACCAUCCUGAAUCCUACAUACCUCAAAACCUUCCACCAUCUUGAAUAAUACGUGUAAAGUACUAUCGGAGCAUCGAUGCCUAGUGCUUGCUUUCUCGUUGGUGUACUUUUCUUCACCAGGUUCGCUGACACACUCGGCUGCAGGAAGACCAUUAUCGCUACAAGUCAGUCCUAUCUGGAUCGUUGGUGCCACACCGCAAGGCGCUUCUGUAAUGGGUUGUUGAUUCGCCACGCGGUUGAUUGUCUUCUUAGUACCUAUCGGGCGUUCAGUCGAAGUUCAGCCAUGUUCAAAGAUAUACUCUCAAUCUCGGGUCUGACGUGGAAAGUGGGCGUGCACUCGACCAGAAAUUUUUCGGGGUGCGGCAUGUCACCCUGGGUGCGAGUAUCGCACACACUUUUCACGUCCGAGGUUCAGUUCGGCGACUCUGAAUCUGUCCCAGCAGACCAUUGGACAAGCCUUAAGGGUGGAACUGCAUGUGGUUUUUACUCUCGUCACACUAGAGAUUCCAAUCUUCUUGUGUGGUGGCUCAACCAACACUUGGAGUCGGGCCAACCAAGGUUAUCCGUGCAACUCUCAGGUCUCUGCUCAACGAGAACUGUGGCAUGCUCGUUGUCCGAAUCAUCGCUAGAAUAUCCGUCAAGCCGAUAUCUUUGGCCGUAAAAUGACCAUCAUCGCCACUAGUAUCUUCUGGAUCAUCUGUGGUACAUCCCAACGUGC